This is a messenger RNA of Sordaria macrospora k-hell, 702 nucleotides long. RefSeq lists its product as uncharacterized. The record is from RefSeq and is a predicted model, not a curated record. NCBI's taxonomy places the organism in Eukaryota, Fungi, Ascomycota, Sordariomycetes, Sordariales, Sordariaceae.
AUGCCAGUCUGGAAAACGGUACAACGCACAGUCCCCUUCUGGCUCGUCGGGAUCGCCCCGGCGGAGAUCCUCGGGCGAGAAAUCGCCAGAACAGCCGCCAGGCUACACACACUCCCGGUCAACCACCCCCUCACGGAGAGACGGCUCGGCACCACAGUGACGGGCUGGUCGAGGCUGACAAGCAUGGCCAACCUACACCCCCCCAACGGCGGAGGCCCCCGGCCCCUGGACCCCGAGACUCCAAGCGCUUCGGGAAUGGCUGAACCCGGGGGCGGAGGCCCCGCCCAAAAGACCCCACAUACAGACGCUCCCACCGGAAGCAGACCCCGACCUGUACUGGCAGACCCACAGACCGCCAUACCUCCAGGACACCCCUGGCACCACAACAACCCCUACCUCGACCUCCCGCGGUCAUACCUCGCGAGGUGGAUAGGAGAGAAAACCGGACACUACGACUUCCACUCGAUACACAAUCUCAAGGCCGACGGAUACACCGGCGCCCGCGCUAGGGCGGACGGCAGUAUCUACGGCAUCAGAACGAUCAGGCCGGAGACCCCGGACCCAGACGACGAACCACUACCCCUCGAGAUGCCGGGACACGCACCGGCCGAACUCGAAGGAAUCAACUACGACGGACGAACGGUAAGAAGGCUGGAGGAGGACACGGAGAUGGAGGAGGAGGAGGAGGAAGGAGGGGAGUGA